Molecule: messenger RNA, 894 nt
Organism: Aspergillus chevalieri
Lineage: Eukaryota; Fungi; Ascomycota; Eurotiomycetes; Eurotiales; Aspergillaceae
Product: RTA1 domain-containing protein
Exons: 3
Coding region: 1-894 (297 amino acids)
Cellular component (GO): plasma membrane; fungal-type vacuole
Source: RefSeq, a predicted model, not a curated record
AUGUCUUCGCCGCCGGGACUGCCCCCGUACAUUGUCACCUUCGGUCCCCAGGCUAACUGCACGCUGGAGAUAUGUCCGAUCCAGUAUUCCCUUUACGGAUAUCGUCCCAGCCUGGCCGCCAAUAGUAGCUUUAUUGGGCUAUUUGGCUUGGCAGGACUGGUACACAUCUGGCUGGGGAUCCAAUCGAAGACUUGGUUCUUCAUGGGCGCCAUGUCGGUCGGCUGUGUGAGUGCGCUGCUCGGAUAUGUUGGUCGGGUGAUGAUGUACUAUAACCCGUUCAACUUUGAUGCUUUUAUGCUCCAGAUCAUCCUCGUGACAACCACCCCGAUCUAUUUCUGUGCCGCGAUAUACGUGACUCUCGCGUUCACCAUUAAUGAAUUUUCACCGAGCCUGGCGCGCUUCCGACCUAGAUACAUCUAUUGGGUCUUCAUCAACUGCGACGUUGUCUCUCUCGUCCUCCAAGCGGCCGGGGGUGGCCUAUCCACCUCGACGAGCGGCAAGAGUCAAAUUGGCGUCGACCUUGCCCUCGCCGGUCUUGCCUUUCAAGUAUUCACUAUCUGCAUCUUCUGUGCCUUGCUGGGCGACUAUCUAUUUCGGUAUUCCCGGUCGGGCCUCCUGGCAGCCAACCCUCUCCACAGCCGGUUCUUGAUCUUCUUCGCCUUUCUCGUUAUCACCAUCCUGAUGAUCACCAUCCGAUGCGUCUACCGGCUGGCCGAGUUACAUGCCGGGUAUAGUGGGGGCUUGAUUCGAGACGAGACACUGUUCAUCUGGUUUGAGGGAUUCUUGAUCCUCGCAUCGGUGUAUUCGAUGAUGCUGGGCCACCCGGGACUGGUGUUCCAGAUACGUAAGAAAGAAGGGGCAGGGCCGCAACGUCCUCAGGCGGCUGAGUUGUGA